Molecule: messenger RNA, 1041 nt
Organism: Pimephales promelas (fathead minnow)
Lineage: Eukaryota; Metazoa; Chordata; Actinopteri; Cypriniformes; Leuciscidae
Source: RefSeq, a predicted model, not a curated record
UAUGGGCUGUCAAUCCUUCAAAGAGAACUUGAGGACAGUGACAGGAAGGGUUUUCGUGAACUGCUUAGGAUGGAUGUGGAGGAUUUCAGCUACUUGCUUGGCAAAGUCAGACCAUUUAUCCAAAGAAGGGACACGAAACUGAGAAGAGCAAUCAGUGCAAGAAUGAGGCUGUCACUUACGCUACGAUUCCUUGCUACCGGAGAGACGUUUAGAUCUCUGAGCUUCCAGUACCGGAUCGGCCGUAGUACCAUCAGUGAGAUAGUAAUGGAGACUUGUCAAGCCUUGUAUGAAGUCUUAAAGGAUGAUCAUUUAAAGACUCCCACAACGGAGGCAGAGUGGAGAGAGGUGGCAAUGGGAUUUGAAAACAAAUGGCAAUUUCCUAAUUGCUUAGGAGCCAUAGAUGGAAAGCACAUCUACAUCCAGCCACCUGCUAACUCUGGAAGUACUUACCACAAUUACAAGUCCAGAUUUUCUGUUGUACUCAUGGCAGUAGUCGACGCAGAUUACAGAUUUAUUUACGCAAAUGUUGGCGUACAAGGAAGAGUGUCAGAUGGAGGAAUAUUUGGCCAGUCAGACCUCCGAGCUGCCAUGGACAGAGAUCUGCUGAAUGUCCCACCCCCAGAGCCACUACCAGGGAGUAACAUAUCUUUGCCCUAUGCAUUUAUUGGUGAUGAAGCUUUCCCUCUUCGAAUCGACCUGAUGAAGCCAUACCCCUUCCGAAAUCUGGACCAUGGGCAGCGAAUAUUUAACUACAGGCUAUCAAGGGCAAGGCGUACAGUUGAAAACGCAUUUGGAAUUUUGGCCAAUAGACUCUGUGUUUUCCUUUCCAACAUUGCACUGGAGCCUGAGAAAGUGACAACAGUUACACUAGCUGCACUCUGUGUGCACAACUUCCUGAGGAAGAAGGCGUCAGAUGUGUACCUGCUGUUGUGUUGGGUUCUUAUGAUAAGAAAUGAAGACAUGACUCGCUCGAUUCACAUCGAUUCUCUCUUUAAUGUCAACACCGUUCCGACCCCCACAUACAUCCUUACUGCCACCUAG